AUGGAGGAUUGUAGAGAGGGUUGUAGAGAGGAUUGUAGAAAGGAUUGUAGAAAGGAUUGUAGAAAGGAUUGUAGAGAGGAUUGUAGAGAGGAUUGUAGAAAGGAUUGUAGAGAUGAUUGUAGAAAGGAUUAUAGAAAGGAUUCUAGAGAGGAUUGUAGAAAGGAUUGUAGAGAUGAUUGUAGAAAGGAUUGUAGAGAGGAUUGUAGAAAGGAUUAUAGAAAGGAUUGUAGAGAGGAUUGUAGAGAGGAUUGUAGAGAGGAUUGUAGAAAGGAUUGCAGAAAGGAUUGUAGAGAGGAUUGUAGAAAGGAUUGUAGAAAAGAUUAUAGAAAGGAUUGUAGAGAUGAUUGUAGAAACGAUUGUAGAGAGGAUUGUAGAAAGGAUUGUAGAAAAGAUUGUAGAAAGGAUUGUAGAAAGGAUUGUUGA
This is a messenger RNA of Eurytemora carolleeae, 423 nucleotides long. Its product is annotated as cylicin-2-like. The record is from RefSeq and is a predicted model, not a curated record. The coding region runs from base 1 to 423 and encodes 140 amino acids. The transcript has a single exon. NCBI's taxonomy places the organism in Eukaryota, Metazoa, Arthropoda, Copepoda, Calanoida, Temoridae.